AUGGCCACGAAUCGACUACGAAGCGGCGUAACUCAUUUAGUAGAGUCAGUUUCUCCUCAACAGGCGACUUUUGAGAAUGCGAUACGCCCACUAGCCGAGAUUGACAAUGAAGUCAAAUCAAGCGUCCAAUACAUGGCGCUCUUUCAGGCAGUUUCUCCAUCUCCUGAACUUCGCAAGGCAUCUUCAGCUGCUAUCAGCAUUAUAGAUAAGGCAUAUUUGGCCUUAUUUCAGCAUGAAGGUCUUUUUGCCCUGGUCGGUGCAGCUCAUGGAAAUUACUCACGUUCACGAGACGACAUAAUAGAUGAGGAAGAUAGUCGCCUUCUUGACAGGUUCCAUAGAAUGUUUGUGGACAAUGGCAUCGAAUUGGCUGGCUCGGCUCGCGAGCGCUAUAUUUGGAUUUCACGUCGCUUGAUUGACCUUCGGGUAGCCUUUAUGGAGAAUCUAAGUAACGACCCAGGGUAUGUUUGGAAGGCCGAAAAUGAGCUAGAGGGUGUACCUUUGGAUACACUGGAGCUUGAUAAGGAUUAUCUAAGUGCAGUUUUUCGAAUAUCUCUCGCAAAACCCAGUGUUAACUCUAUAUUGGUUAAUUGCCAUAAUGCAGAUACUCGUGCAGAGAUCUUUCUCAAGAGUCAGACGUUAUACCAGGAAAAGAAUGUGCCUAUUUUCCGCGAGAUUAUAAAUUUGCGAGACGAGGCCGCACGUUUACUAGGAUUCCCUUCAUAUGCGACACAGAAGUUAAGGCAGCAGCUUGUUAAAUCUCCUGAUAGAGUCCGCAGUCUGCUAGAUCAACUUGACCGCGCUCUGCAGCCGAUGGCACAGCAGGAGUUGCAGGUAUUGCACAAAGUAUUAAUGAAGCCACCGCGUCUUUCAGACUUUGAUUUUCAGCACAACCAAAUACUAAAGGAGAAAUACCACGUUGAUCAGGAACUGGUUGCGGAAUAUUUUCCAGCACAAGUCACUAUGAGACGUAUGCUGAAUAUUUUCGAGACGCUAUUUGCAUUGGCAAUUAUAGAGCUUGAUAACUUGACCGAAAUCUGCAAAUGGCAUCCCGAUGUGACGGCGUAUGAAGUAUGGGAGGCAAAUAAAUCCGUCUUUGUCGGGUAUCUUUAUAUUGAUAUCUAUCCCCGUCCGGGGAAGUAUAACCAUGCUGCCAACUUCAACAUUUACCCUAGCUAUGUUGGCAGAGAUGGAAAGCGAACUUCUGUUGCCUCGGCUCUAGUAUGUAACGUCUCGAGGAACUCUGAUGACCAGCCCCCUCUUCUUCGUCAUCGAGAAGUGAUUACAAUAUUUCAUGAGCUAGGCCAUGGAAUACAUGAUCUCUUAGGAAAAUCGAAGUAUGCAAUGUUUCAUGGGCAUCGAAACGUUUCGGAUUUCUCUGAGGCCCCCAGUCAGCUACUGGAGUACUGGUGUUGGGUUCCUGAGUGCCUUAAACGACUAAGUUGUCAUUAUUCCUACCUUUCUCCCAAGUAUCUCCAGCAUUGGAAGACGGCAAAGGCUAGUAAAGAUGCUCUGCAGCCUCCAAUGGAAAUUCCAGAUGAGAUUGUCCACAAUCUUGUGGCUGCUAAGCAGCUGAACCAGGGCAUUCUUACUCUAAGACAGGUAGCAUUUAGCAAGUUUGAUAUGGAAAUCCACAAUCCAGCCUCCCAUAAUGAGAUCGAAGCGAUCGACUUCUCUAAGUUGUACAAUUUGCUACUUCAAGAUAUGACUGGCCUUCAAGGACCACAGGAUGGAUUGAAUUGGGGCAGUGGCCAUGCCACCUCUUCCCACUACAUAUGGGGCCAAGAGGCCAAUUACUACUCCUAUUUAUUCACCCGCAUACUAGCUGCGGAUAUGUGGUAUACGCAUUUUCAGUCCGCUCCCUUGAAUCAAGAUGCUGGUUUGAAAUAUCGAAAAAUGAUCUUGAAUUAUGGUGGAAGUCAGGAUGAAUGGAAACUACUCACAAGCUUUCUAGGAAGAGAUCCCACUAUUCAGGCAUAUCUUAAAGACAUUGGAGCGAUUACCCUUGAAAACAAAGGCGAAGAGAAUACAUUUGAGAGGUUUGGAAAUAAUGUACCCUAA
Molecule: messenger RNA, 2058 nt
Organism: Talaromyces stipitatus ATCC 10500
Lineage: Eukaryota; Fungi; Ascomycota; Eurotiomycetes; Eurotiales; Trichocomaceae
Product: neurolysin, putative
Exons: 4
Coding region: 1-2058 (685 amino acids)
Biological process (GO): proteolysis; peptide metabolic process
Cellular component (GO): mitochondrial intermembrane space
Molecular function (GO): metalloendopeptidase activity
Source: RefSeq, a predicted model, not a curated record